Toxoplasma gondii ME49 is the source of this 3831-nucleotide messenger RNA. RefSeq names its product elongation factor Tu GTP binding domain-containing protein. Gene Ontology annotation, molecular function: GTP binding; GTPase activity; translation elongation factor activity. Gene Ontology annotation, biological process: translational elongation. NCBI's taxonomy places the organism in Eukaryota, Apicomplexa, Conoidasida, Eucoccidiorida, Sarcocystidae. The coding region runs from base 348 to 3137 and encodes 929 amino acids. The record is from RefSeq and is a predicted model, not a curated record. The transcript has 10 exons.
CAACUAAAGAAGACAAAUCACAUUGACUGAUGAAGCGUUUCUGUCUCCCUUCCGCCUCCUUCUCCUUCAGCGUUCUUCCGUUCUCCCUGGAAUCUUCUCAGCGAAGACUGUGCUGCCACGCCACGCCCGAGCCUGACGAGCUGUGUCUCCUCACACCUGUGGCAGUUCGGGAUCCGAGAUAGAGGCGGAUAUUCCUCAAGCAGACGCACGCGCUCUUCUUUCCAUCUGUUUUUCUUUUCGCCGUGGUGUAAUCUUAUCAAGUCUUUUGUCUCCGACGAACGCGCACAAACCCUCCUCGCGAAAGGCUCCCUUGUGCUCACCGUCCUUCCCAGGCCCAGGGGCGCCGGAUGGUUAGUUGCCGCGACCGCGUUCUCUUGUUUCUCCUCCAUUUGUGGUCCUUCGCCGGAAGGCCAAUAAGUUUUUCUCUCUCUCACUCGUCUUCAACCUUUUCCUUCCCUUUUCUCCGCACCUGUCUCCCCCGUCUUGUUCCGUGCAUAGAUCAACGUCUCCAGUUCGAACUGGUUUCCCGGUCUGCGUUGCUUUCGUCUUCUUCGCUGCCUUCUACUCUCUCCACUUUCUUCUUCGGCUUGCCUUACUCUUGCAGCCACACCAUGGGGGCUCCUUCGGACCUCCCUUCCUUCGCUUCUUGCUCCGAGUCAAGUCUUCGACGAGGCCGGCACUCUUCUUCUGCUGUGCCUCCGUUGUCUCACCGUCAACUGGAGGAAACGGCGACCUGUCCUACAUGUCUUCCUUCUUCUCCUUCUUCCUCUUCCUCCCCUUCCUCCUCUCUCCCGCCGUCGUCUGCCUCUCCUUCGUCUCCCCUGCCGCUUCUUCCGGUGUCUGUCCAGGUGCUGCCUCCCUGCGGCUGUCUUCGCCUUUCUGUUGCAUCGGAGUCCUCCAGUUCGCGACCGAGUCUGCUGCGCGAAGCGUCUUUCCCCACUUCAAGUUCUUUGUCGGGUCUGUCUCCACGCUCGCGAGGCGUCUCGGCGGAGGCAUGUGGGAUGUCGCCCCGAACAUCUGGUGGAGGUGAAGAAACCGAAGUGGAAGCAGACGCGAUAUUGCGUGGAGGGAAGAUGAGGCCACUGAGUGUCUUUUCUUCUUCUCAGACGGAUGCGCCGGUCUGUCCGUCUCUCUCGUUGGGGGCGCCUUCCAACCACGUCACCUCUUCUUCCUCUGCCAGCGCGCGAGUGGCCGCGAAGCCCAACCGGAGAGACGAAAGAAAACAGAGAGCGAAGAAGAGAAGGAACGACAGGAAGGAUCAGGGAAAGGCAGAGUCGACAGAAGCAGACUGUGAACAGGACAGCCCAGAGCCCUCUGUCCUCUUCGAGGUAAAAGUUGCUGUUGUCGGGGACGUGGACAGUGGAAAGACGACGCUGGUCGGCGUCUUGGCAGGCCACCAUCUCGACGACGGGCGGGGGCUGAUGAGAUCCACCAUUUUCAAUUACUCCCACGAGGCUGCCUCAGGUCGAAGCUCUUCGGUCACCACGGAGAUCCUAGGCUUCACCCGCGAUGGUCGUGUAAUCAUUCCUUCUCGUCAUUCUUCGGAGUCGGUUCUCCAUUCGCAUUCUAGCACAGACGCUCCCCUCUCUCCUUCUCCUCUCCAGCUUCAACGGUCUUCUUCCUUUCGUCCUCUCUGUCCCUCUGCCUCGAAGGGUCCCGAUGGCGCGAAUGCGUCGGCGGCCGCGAGCGAGGCGCACGUGGCUAGCCCCAAAGAGACAGGACAGCUUGAACUUGAAUCCGCUGGCGGCAGCGACCGAGAAAGUCAAGAAAAAAGUGUUCCUGCCCUUGCAAUGUCUUCCCAAGAAACGACCGAAAACCACGAAAACGCCACAUACGGGCAUCUCUCCAACACCACUCCCGACCCAUUCGAACCUCAAACCGCUUCAAACUCAAAUCACCACACCUCCGCCUUAACUUCUUCUUCGCCUUCUUCAUCUGUUUUGCCUUCAUCUUCUCUUCCUCCAUCUGUGUCGUCAUCGUCUUCAUCGUCUACUUGCACCUCUACCGCUCCGUCGCCGUCGUUUUCAGCAGCGCGUCAGGGAGGCUUUGUGCCUCGCAACGCGGCGUGGCGAUGCGUUGUUGAACAGGCAGCAAACAUUGUGACUUUAUUGGACCUUUGUGGCCACGAGCGCUACUUGAAAACGACAGUCUUUGGCUUGGCUGCCUCCUUUCCAGAUUACGCCAUGGUGGUGGUCGCGGCCAACAACGGCCUGCAGCGAAUGACGAAGGAGCAUCUGCGCAUUGCGCUCGCGCUGCGUCUGCCCUUCUUCGUCGUCGUCACAAAAACAGACAUGACUCCCGCGCAUGUUAAAAAGCGAACUCUUGAACAGGUUUUCAAAGUUUUAAAGCACCCUGCAGUCCGCAAACUGCCGAUCAUGAUAAAGAGACGCGAAGAGGUGGAGGCUGUAGCGAAAAGCGUCGCUUCUGGGCGGGUCUGUCCCGUGUUUUGCAUCUCCAGCGUGACCGGGGAGAACAUGGAUAUCUUGGCUACUUUCUUGGGCAAGCUCCCAAACCGAGUUGAAAUUUGUGGUCUCUACGGACGGUUCGACGACCCCUGCGAAUUUGUCAUCGACAGAGUCUUCUCGGUUCCAGGCGUCGGCGUCGUCGUCUCUGGAACUCUCCGUAGUGGAGAAGUUACCCAGAACCGGCAACUCUUCCUCGGCCCCGACAGGACCGGCGCCUUCCGCAAGGUCGGUGUGCGAUCCAUUCACUACAAACGCGUGGCUGUGGCUCGAGCCGUGAGGGGGCAGGCCGUCUCCAUGUGUAUUCGAGCGACCAACAAGAAGGAACAACUCAAGAGUUCGUCUUUCCGGAAGGGAAUGGUCCUGCUGGAGCCUCCGCUCCCGCUUCGGGCCUGCUGGGAAUUUCUUGCCUUCGUGCUCCUCCUGCACCACAACACGACCAUCCAGAGAGGCUAUCAAUGCGUCAUUCACAUCGGGAAUGUCCGACAGGCUGCGCGUGUGACAGACAUUUUCUCGGAGGACAGAACGGAGAAGAAAGACGCCCUUCGGACGGGAGACAAAGGCUUCAUGAAGUUCCGGUUCAUCCAGUACGCCGAGUACCUCACUGAGAGUGCUCCUCUCAUUUUUCGAGAAGGUCGGACCCGCGGCUUGGGCACCGUUUGCGAAGUGUGCUAAUAAACUUUCAGAGGAGACGAAGCAGCAACGACAGAAAAAGGAACGAAAAAGGAAGAAGAGAUAAAGAGAGAAGACAGGAAUGAUAAAGGGAGAAAAGAAGAAAAAAGAGGAAAGGAUACAAGAGACAGAGACAUGUCAUAAAAAGAGAUGAAGAGAGAACAAGUGAAGAAAGCAGAUGUAAAGAGAGAGAGAAGAGAAGAAAACAGGAGAGGUAAAGCGGGAAGGAAUAAUGAGGCAUUUCACAAAAAAGGUGAAGCCUCAAGAGACCAGAAAAAGAGGUACGAUAAAACAGAGCCACGAAACGCCUUCGAUUUGCAGUUGUCCGCGUGGAGAUCCUUAGGUUUUUGAUGGUGCCCCAAGACUGUUUUCCAACAAAAACAAGGAUGUUUCCCGGAGGCGAAACUUGACAACCUAGACGGCCCUCCGAAAAUGCGACAGCACCAAUUCCUUUGAACGCUGGAAGAAAAUACGUUUGCAAACAUGCAGUUCAAUUAAACGUACACCAAAUCGUUUAUAUACAUGAUGAUGUGCUUGUCGGUCACCUUCUCGGUACCUUGAUGCACGUACCUACAUGCAUAUAAGCAAACCUUCUCUUUUUGGAAAAUCGUGCUGGUGGCUGCAGAAUUGUACCCUGGAACGGAACUUCGCAUUCAUCAGUAUCCACAGUGUAUAUCGUGACACUGCUUUUCUCGGC